Molecule: messenger RNA, 733 nt
Organism: Mugil cephalus (flathead mullet)
Lineage: Eukaryota; Metazoa; Chordata; Actinopteri; Mugiliformes; Mugilidae
Product: thioredoxin-like
Exons: 5
Coding region: 131-457 (108 amino acids)
Molecular function (GO): protein-disulfide reductase activity
Source: RefSeq, a predicted model, not a curated record
ACCGGCCCUGAUAUCGACGUUUAUAUCGAUACGCCCUGCCCUCAAUAAAACCACUGCUCUGCUUCUUGACGUAGGGCAUUUCCCAAACUUCCUCAGCGGAUACAGAGAUAGUUUCCACCAAACUGGAAAAAUGGUUCGCCACGUAGAGACGCUGGAAGAAUUCCACAAAAUCCUGAAAGAAGCUGGGGACAAGCUGGUGGUGGUGGACUUCACUGCCACCUGGUGCGGCCCUUGCCAACAGAUCGGCCCUAAGUUUGUGAAACUGUCAGAGUUACCGGAGAACAAGAACGUGGUUUUCCUGAAGGUGGACGUAGAUGAUGCCCCGGAAAUCAGCACUGAAUGUAAGAUCCAGUGCAUGCCCACAUUCCAGUUUUACAAGAAUGGACAGAAGGUGAACGAGUUCUCUGGUGCGAAUGAGAAACAGCUGAAUGAACUGGUGGAGAAGCUGAGAAACUGAGUUCCACUGACCAAUCCUCAACCUCAUAUUGUAUCAAAACCACCUCACAAGCUGUUAAUAUCUGUUCACAUCCAUUUCAGUUCAUGUCCAAUAACCAUCUGGUGUGCACCACACAGGCAGCACCCGAAUCCAUUCAUCAUGUCAUGUUGAUGUAGACCUGAUCUCAGUGUCUUUUAAACUCUGUUUUAUAAGAAUUGACAACUUCGCUACUACUUCUUCUUUUCUUCUAUGCCAUGUGCUCAUCCAGGUGGACAUAAUAAAAGAGGAAUCCAUCCA